AUGAGUGUGGAGGACAGCCUUGCCCACUUUGAAAAGAUGAAAGCUGGUACCGGUCUUGAAUGGUGUAUUCGCACCAAGAUCUCUGUCGAUGACCCAGUGAAAUGUCUCCGUGAUCCAGUCAUCUACCGCUGCAACCCGCAGCCUCAUCAUCGGAUAGGGGCAGCUUGGAAGAUCUACCCAACAUAUGAUUUCUGCGCUCCUUUCCUUGACUCUUUGGAAGGUGUGACUCACGCGCUCCGGACCAACGAGUAUCGUGAUCGAAACCCACAAUAUUCCUGGAUCCAGAAAGCUCUUGAAAUCCGCCCUGUUGAGAUUUGGGAUUUCUCCCGUCUCAAUUUCGUUCGCACGGUGCUUUCGAAGCGAAAGCUUACGGUCUUAGUUGACAAUAACGUUGUCUGGGGCUGGGACGAUCCUCGAAUGCCCACCGUUCGUGCUAUAAGGCGUAGAGGAAUGAAAGUGCCCGCACUGCGAGAGUUCAUCUUGAGGCAAGGACCCAGUCAGAAUAUAAUCAAUCUGGACUGGUCGUUGUUCUGGGCUACCAACAAGAAAUAUAUCGAUUCGGUCGCGCCUCGACAUACCGCCGUUCCAAAAGACAAUGCUGUUACUGCAAUUAUCCAUGGCGUCGAUGGGACCAGUACUGCCGAGAGGCCAAAGCACAACAAGAAUGCAGCCCUGGGUACAAAGAAGGUCUUCUAUUCCCGGGAGAUUCUUCUCAGCCAGGAGGAUGCUCGAUCUUUCAACCCGAACGAGGAAAUCACCCUCAUGAACUGGGGCAACGCGAUCGUCACUCGGAUCUCUGCAAACAAGUCCGGAAUAACCUCUGAAUUAGAACUACAACUCCACCUUGAAGGCGAUUUCAAAAAUACCGAGAAGAAAGUGACCUGGCUAGCAAAAGAAACAGCUAACUUGAUCCCUGUCCGUCUUUUCGAUUUCGACUACCUGAUCACCAAGGACAAACUUGAGAAAGAAGAUGAUCUCUUUUCGUUCCUGACACCCAAGACCGAAUUUUUGACCGAAGCUUGGGCUGAUUGCAACAUCACCAGCCUUGCGCAAGAUGAUAUCAUUCAAUUUGACCGUCUUGGGUUCUUUCGGGUUGACAGGGCAUACCGGGAUGGCGAACCUGCGGUGCUGUUCAGCAUCCCAACAGGAAAGGCUGCUUAA
Aspergillus melleus is the source of this 1161-nucleotide messenger RNA. Its product is annotated as glutamate--tRNA ligase. Gene Ontology annotation, cellular component: methionyl glutamyl tRNA synthetase complex; cytoplasm; cytosol. Bases 1 to 1161 code for a protein of 386 amino acids. Gene Ontology annotation, biological process: translation; glutamyl-tRNA aminoacylation. Lineage: Eukaryota; Fungi; Ascomycota; Eurotiomycetes; Eurotiales; Aspergillaceae. The transcript has a single exon. Gene Ontology annotation, molecular function: ATP binding; glutamate-tRNA ligase activity. The record is from RefSeq and is a predicted model, not a curated record.